Hemiscyllium ocellatum (epaulette shark) is the source of this 7721-nucleotide messenger RNA. RefSeq names its product P2R1A-PPP2R2A-interacting phosphatase regulator 1-like. The transcript has 10 exons. The record is from RefSeq and is a predicted model, not a curated record. The coding region runs from base 407 to 1270 and encodes 287 amino acids. Lineage: Eukaryota; Metazoa; Chordata; Chondrichthyes; Orectolobiformes; Hemiscylliidae. Gene Ontology annotation, molecular function: protein serine/threonine phosphatase inhibitor activity.
CGCUGCGGGGCUGCGCACCGGAGCAGCGCGCGUUGGCGUGGGUCAGCUGCCCUCCGCAGGAAUGUGCCGGAACAGCAGGAUGGAAACUUAGCAACCGUGCGGCGGCGCCAGCUUCUCGUCGACCCCCCCCCCUCGACAACCAACCAACGAGACCAGCAACACCCCCUCCCCCCGUCAUAUAUCGCAUAAUAAGCCUCGAAAACAACAUGGACGAACACCGGAGCGACAUGACGGUUUGACUCCCCGAAGGGCUCGUACGUGCGAGAAGCCCCUGUCCUCUCCGCGGAGUCACUCCUCCCCCGCCGGCUGAAAAUUGGUGCCGCUGCUGGCGGGGCCGCCGGACGGCUUGCUGCGUCGACGCGAGGCCGAGGCUGCGCGGCCUGCAAUUCGCGCCUCCCUCCUCUCGAUGGCGCAGGAGGAGCGGAUGGAGGUGGACCAGUGCGCCUGCGCGGCGGCCGGCGCGGCGAUGGCGGCUGCCGGCGGGGGAGGGGCGGUGCUGCGCAGGUCCAACAGCGCCCCCAUGAUCAGCAACAUCAGCGACUCAUCUCCAGUGUUUCAGCCAACGUCGCUCCGGUGUCGGAGGAGCAGUGCCUCAGUAAACCUCAGCUGUCCGAGCUCGUCGUUCCCGCUGUCACCAUUCCGAACAUUCAGCAGCAGGAUUGACCAGAUUCGGCAGGAGGAGAGCAUGGAUGUGAUGAAUCGGGAGGCUGCACAUGAAAGAGGGAUCCACACAGCCAUGCAAAUGAGCUGCUCACGGGAGGAUGGUUUUGCACUGUGUGACCAGAUGGUGACUGCUGAGCAGGAGGACCAGACUUUGACUUUGCAGAGGGAGGAUAUUUUCCCCUUGUCUCCCUCUCCUUCUCCGACGCGGAUUGGCAAGCAGUACUUCUCAUCAUCCCAGCCGAUUCUGAUACCCAAAGGUGGCAUCACCCCAAAUUCCUCUCCAAGUCCCACUCGCCGUAUUGCAAGCAGGAGGAGUGUCAGCCCGAGUGUUGCUAUACGACCCAGUGCCUUGGGACCAUUGAAGAGGAAAGGGGACAUGGAAGUGGAUUCUCCCCCAAAGAAAUUGUUUGUCAGUGGCGUUCCUGGGAUCGGAAAUGCUGAGACUCCUCUGAUAACACCAUUGCUUUCACACAGCCUGGAAUGUGUGAACAGCAGCCCUCCACAGACCGUGCCUCCAUCAGGGCCUUAUGUCGCAGCUUCACCAUCCGCUGCCGAGAUCGGUUUCACUUCGCCAUUCGCCUCUGUGGCUCACCCCCCUGGAAUGUGAACAAAAGAGACAAUCACCCUUAUUCUAAGAGAUGGGCUACACAAAGCACUUUGUUAGAGGAGACUGUAUAAUAGCAUUCCUAAUCAGUAUUUUAUAGUCGAUUGUAUAGUUAAUUAGUGAAAGAAACCAUUCAAGGGCGGUCAGUGAGCAAGGGAACAGAAUUUGCUCCUGCCUGCCACUUGGCCUGGAACUGCACAAUUCAUGGUUGGAGCUAACCUGACUCUUCGUCAUUUGGGUUCAGACCUAGUGCCUGCCCACUGUACAUACCACUGUAUGAAUCGCUGUAGAAAAAUUAAGUUGUUGUGAAGUUAUAAGAGAGUUGAUGAAGCUAUUCUUGCCCUGCGUGUGUGUGUGUGUGUGUGUGUGUGUGUGUGUGUGCGUGCGUGCUUGCGUGCGUGUGUGUAUACGUACAUAUGUUUAUACACCAAUAGGGCUGGAGCCUGUGAUAAAACAAGGUUGAUCACUGUCAACCAUUUUAAGUAUGACUUAGGACAAGGUUCUGCAAACAUGACGAUCAGACAUAAUGAAAAGAGCUGCUGUUGGGGCCAAUCAUUACUGUGUUGGCUAGUGAGCUUUGCUAGUGGGAGUAGAGGGGAGGGAGGGGGUUGGUGUGAAGUGUGCUCCUGCGACUCUUCAAAGAGGCAUGUUUCUACAGUGAGCUGGGCGCUUCUGGCUACAUUGAUGGUAUAUGCAGAAUGUCAUGACAUAUACAAAUGGUGACUUCCACCAGCUUCAAAACACAGAUUGCUUCAUGGCUUGCUGUUGCUUUAUCUGAUUCUACUUUCUGUGAAGUUGGUUCCUGGAUCAUUUAACCAAAUAUUUUCAUAUCAUUUGGGUUAUCUUGCAUGUUGAACUCACUUGUCCUAUUCAAACUACCUUCAACAAGGGAAAUCAGCAGAUUAUAAGGGUUGGGCAGAUCACUGUUGCUGUGAGAACCAUCACAUGGGCAUGUGGUUGCUCUUUAGGAUGCAAAUAUGUUCAUGGCAUACAUUGUGAUUCUCCUGUAGUUUCCUCCCAAUACAAUUGAAUCCCUGUAUAAUAUUACAUUCAGCACGCUGUAAUUUCCUUAUUGGAAUAAUAUAUCAAACAUUGUGUUCUGGGACUAACUUUGCUCGUCUGUACUUGACUGAGAGAAGACUCAUAGACGUGACUUUCUCUUUCUUUCUGAGUCAGGAUCUCUCGUGGCUUCCAAAGCUUGUGGGAUCUCUUCCUCAGUAACCGCCAUGGAAAAAGUGAGGACUGCAGAUGCUGGAGAUCUGAACCUAAGAGUGCUGUGCCGGAAAAGCACAGCCGGUCAGGCAGCAUCCGAGCUCAUUCCUGAAGAAGAGCUUAUGCCUGAAACGUCAAUUCUCCUGCUCUUUGGAUGCUGCCCGACUGGCUGUGCUUUUCUAGCACCACACUUUUGACUCUGAAUAACCGUCAUCCCAGCAUAACGUCUGUCAUGACAUUGCCUUCUGCUCAGCCCUGACACAUUAUGGGCUGAGUAUGGUGUUGCUCCAUACAAGCUAGGGAGAUGGUUUAAUAUUGCAGUAUUAUGAACAUCGAUGUUUGCAUCCGGUGGUUCGGAGCUGGCGUUGAGAACAGUUGAAGGCAGGCUACGUGGGGACAGUGAAGCACUGCCAUAUUUGUACGUAAGUGCAACCGUAUUUUUUUUUUACUUCAGAUGUCAUGAUUAUUUAACUGAGGACCAAGAAAUUCCCAGUGCUGUUAUGUUUGGAACAUAGCUGACCCCAAAAACACCAGUACUGGCUCCCAGAAAUGGUCUUGUUUUCAUGUGGAAGGUGCUUGCAAUUGGAAACUUCAUUCGGUAAGAGAAAGGUGGGAUUUGUUUUCGUUUGAAUGUGACAUAGAGGGAGGUACAGUGCUGAAAUUGAUUAUUGUUAGGUUUGAAACAGUCAUAGAGAUGUACAGCAUGGAAACAUACUCUUCCGUCCAAUUCGUCCAUGUCAAUCAAAUAUCCCAACCCAAUCUAGUCCCAUUUGCCAGCACUUGGCCCAUAUCCCUCCAAACCCUUCCUAUUCAUAUACCAUCCAAAUGCCUUUUAAAUGUUGCAAUUGUACCAGCCUCCACCACUUCCUCGGGCAGCGCGUUCCAUAUACGCACCACCCUCUGUGUGAAAAAGUUGCACCUUAGGUUUCUUUUAUAUCUCGCUCCUCUCACCCUAAACCUAUGCCCUCUAGUUCUGGACUGCCCCACCCCAGGAAAAAGAUCUUGUCUAUUUAUCCAAUGCAUGUCCCUCAUGAUUUUAUAAAGCUCUAGGAGGUCACCCCUCAGCCUCCGACGCUCCAGGGAAAACAUCCCCAGCCUAUUCAACCUCUCCCUGUAGCUCAAAUCCUCCAACCCUGGCAACAUCCUUGUAAAUCUUUCCUGAACCCUUUCAGGUUUCACAGCAUCAGGAUAUUUGGAAUUUCUUGGUAAUUCAUGAGCAAAUUGAUUUGUGCAUUGAGUCAAGACUGAACAGUCACUGCCAUGCAAACCUAAAGAUAGUUGCGUGCAAUGUGUUGGACUCCAGCCAUCUGGAAGACCCAUAGCUCAAUUUGAUUUUUUUUUCCCUUUGCUGAUUUUAGAACGUUAGCUGCUGUGUUUUGUUUCAGCAACUUGUACUGCACUAGUCCCAUCACUUGCUGUUGCUGCUGUGAGGUUCUAAGCUUAGAGCGAAUGAACCUCUGAAGUCACCCAGUCUGAGGGCGUGAAUGCAUCUGACCAGCAGUUAAGUUCAACAAACUCUCCUCAUUCCCUCUGUAACUUUCUUCUGUCACUAACUACCUGCUUUUAUUAAGCCAUUGUUGUUGCUUUUACUUGGAGCGAAAGCUAGGAAGUAGAUAUUGCAGGCAAACCUUCAAAGUCUCGGUAUUUCAUUUGAGCCAUCCUUUUGUUGGUUGACUUUCUCCAGCAGCUGUCCUGCUGGAGACUGUGUGGCUGGUUAGCAGGUCGAGCCUAGACUUAACAUCAAGUAUUGGCUCAUUUCACCCCAUUUCAUACCAAAGCCUUUUAAGAGGAAAGAAAACGUGGAGAGGAUUUUGUUUUAGUUAAGGAAGAAAUUGAAGUAUCUGAUUGCCUUUGCCUCUGUGCUCAGAGUUUAUUCACUUGUUGGUUAAAACUGUACAGAACCCAUUUGUUAUCAGGUAGUACUGUGCUAAUCCAGUUAAUGUGCCCGAACCCGAAGGGUUUAAAAGUAAUUAUUUUCAAUCAUUGGUCUAGAGAACCACUGAGUAGGGAUGACGCAGUGUAUGAAGAAAAUAAAUUUAGGGUUGUUGGUGCCAAUUUUAUAUUUUUAUAUAAUUAUAUAAAUUAUAUGUAAAUGUUUAUAAAAAAAACAGAAAGGGUUGUCUAACUUCCAACUAUCCAGGAAGGUCAGUCUUGUCUGUUAUUACCAUUCGUAAUGUCAUUACAAACAAUAAAUUCAUUGAAUGUCGGGAUAUGAGUGAGAAUUUCAGACAUCCGACGUGUUUGCAGCCGGACGCCUGCAAAAAAAAAGUAUGAAGGGUGGAACUCACUUAACAUGAAGGAGCAUGGUAAGGAGUAACUUAGAGCGAAAUAAUUUAGAGAGCACUGAAAUGCUGGAGUAUUGCAAACUUUCCAAAAAUGUAGUGAAGGGGAAAAAAUAAAUUUGUGAACAAUGCCCCAUCCUUGGAUUCAUGCCAUUUUGUAAGGAAAAGCUGUCUGUCUGAAGUGGAACCUCAGCAGCAAUGGUUACAUAUGAGUGUUCAACCUCCCACCAUCUUUGUGUCUCUUAAGCUGUUUGAAAUGAGGCAGAUAAUUAAACACACGGAUGUCGCUGAAUUGUUUUUGUUGUGACUUAACAAUUUUCUCAGUUGUUAUCUGUCAAGUUGAAUUGACUUUUUUCUCAAUUUUGUUGCCACAAAGAUGUCAAGGUGGCUAAAAUAUUUUAACUGAGGUGUGUGCGCGUGUUCCUCAGCAUCAAUCUUUUAAGAAAAAUGUGUUUCUACUGCAUUUAAAAAAAGUACAAGUACCAAUCUAUUCCUGUGACAAUGCACUCAAGUGUUGUCUCUCCUGCGAAUUCAAAGGCUGGUAGAUUAAUCAAAUCAGGAUACAUUUUUAAAAUUGGACUUCUGUCCUAUUAUCAUUUCUUUUUCCAUAUUAAAAACUAUCCAUGUAAACUUGUUACUCCCUAACAACACACUCCUGCCAGUACUGAUGUGGUAUGACCAGUGGCGAGCAGGUGUGAGUAACCCAGAGUUUCUAUUAGAAAUUGGAGAGGAGUUGGUAAGUACACAGAUAUGCAAAGCUUUUACUGUAUUACUUAUGGUAACUGUUACUUAGAUUUUUUUCAUUACAUUUUACAACCUAGUUCCUAGAUCACUGCAGUCGGUGUUGAGCUAUGGCACAUGUUUGACCAUUUCGCCCAGGUUGUCAAUGGGUGGAAGUUAGCAGUGUUGUUUGGUGGCACGUUUCAUCAGUACUUUGGAUUUAUUCAGAGACUAAAAUAAGUUGGGAGAGGGAGGGGAAGAAAAGUCUCAGAUUCACAAGGCACCUUGUUGCACUUUUUACUGAGUUUCCACAUCAAAGUAAUCUUCGUAAAGUAUAGUACAUAAGGGGGCCAUUUGAGCCAAUGUGUCUCUGCUCUCCUGCCUUUUUCCCCGUAGUAUUGCAAGUUUUACUCCUUAGGUAAGAUUCUAAUGAAAUAUGACUUUUUUUUUUCCAGAUCCUUUAUAAACUCUCCAAAAUAAUGUUUUGAGAGGAUUAAGAAAUAAACUGGUUUUAACAAAAACCUUUUGAAAGAGAAAAUCUUUUCAAUAAUUUUGACUUUUGAAUGAUGUAUCAUAAAUAACCACAUUGCUAUUGAAACUUAUUUGAUUGCCUCAGGGAGGAGGGGGAAGAUUUUUUUUUGUUUCUCAAUCAUGUUAGUUUUUUUUGUCACAGCACCCAAUGGAUUGGAUAAGCAGUGAGGAACCAAAUGGCCUUUUCCUUCCAAGUGCUUACAUGAAGUAAGUGGAAUAAUCUAUUGGCAACAAUGGCCACAACUAAAACAAGAUCCCUUUUAGUGUAUAAUCUGCUAGACAAGAAUUAUUUCUCAGUGAAACGUUUAAACUUUGUUGAAACAUGGGUGAACACUCCACCUCAUACCUCCGCAUUCUUCAGUGCUCCCUGUGACCCACAAUUUCAAUAUAGUGACAGGGAAAUUAUGGGUCUUACCCCUUAAACAACUGGACUAGCAGUGGGAGCAACAAAACAAAUUCCUUUUCACUCAGCAAACGGAAAUUACCAAUUUGCCAAGUAAAAUGACCAAUUUGGGCAGUGAAGUUAUUCAGAUGCAGUGUGGUGAAUAAUCCUGCAUUGCUUUCUCUUAUGCAGCUUUUGUAAUGUGAUGAGUCUUUUAACUAGCAGUUAUUGUUGAUAAAAUUCCAUGGACCAAUAUGAAAGUUGAUGUGGCCUUUGUACAUAGCUCUGAUUUGCUCAAUGUGUUUGGACUUAGACAGCCAGUUGUGGCAUUGUCUUUAUAGGGACUGAGAUGCAGACAUGGGGUAUUGAUGUUUGAUAGCAGUUGAGUCCCAAGGGGUGCAUGUCUUUGAAGAUUUUAAAUUCAGUGUGUGACCAUUGUCCAAUAUCAACAUUUAAUGCAACAAGCAUGAUCUGGGAAUGUUGGAGUUUUAUUUUGCAUCUGUGUACAUUCUGAUAAGCAUUUGGAAAACAUAUUACUAAUUGGAUUAUGAUGUUGCCUAUUAUCAAUAUGGCUUCUCACAGAUAAGCAGCCAAGUUGACUGUCAUUUUUUUGUGUUCUAAAAUGUCCAUAAAUGAACAUUAGAUAAGAAUAGGAUCUUUUUUGGGCAAUGUCAUUCAGUGAUACCCUUUUUUUGUCAAAAGUAAAUGGGCACCAGAGAUGUUGUGCUGGUUGGUGUCCAAUGUCAAUGGCUACAGGAUUUCUAGAAAGAAAAAGAAUUGGGAGGGGUAAGGGGUUGGGUUGGAUCAAGGGGAAACAGGUUGUUGGAGAGGGUAAGAGACAGUUGUUUGAAGACAAUAGUUUGUGGAUUACAUCAGUGAUCCACACUACGUGAGCUGGCAUUUGCAGUCUUACACAGAUAAUGGCACAUGUAACAGCUUCAUUUGAAAAGACUUUUUUUAACUAUAGUACUAGCCAGUGCCCAGUUGCACUAAUGCAAAAUGCCAACUUGAGCAUUUACCUGAGCCAAAGAUUCCUCGAAUAUUGACAUUUUGGAUGCUAAAUAUCACUGCAUAGUAUAAUGGAUAUGAAUAUGCUCUGGAUCCAUGAGAGUGAUAUCUGGAGCAUUAUCUGUUGGCCUGCACAGAACCACACUUGUGAAUGGAGAGCUGCAGUCUGGGAUGGUGUAAUUUGUAAAUGAGAAUAACAGUAUUUCUGCAUUUUUCUGUUUAUGUGGCUCUGUUGAGAAUGCCACAGCUUGUCUGUAAAAAAAAAAAAUCAGUUGAUGUGAAAUGUUUGUAUGUACAAAUUAAAUAAUGAAUCAUUUAA